Fusarium keratoplasticum is the source of this 1644-nucleotide messenger RNA. RefSeq lists its product as uncharacterized. Lineage: Eukaryota; Fungi; Ascomycota; Sordariomycetes; Hypocreales; Nectriaceae. The record is from RefSeq and is a predicted model, not a curated record. Gene Ontology annotation, molecular function: heme binding; oxidoreductase activity, acting on paired donors, with incorporation or reduction of molecular oxygen; monooxygenase activity. Bases 1 to 1644 code for a protein of 547 amino acids. The transcript is spliced from 2 exons.
AUGGGGUUGCCGUGGGAGAACAUCACGGGCGGCGCUGCCACGGUCACUCUGGCUCUCACCUGGGUGCAGAACGAUUGGUCCAGGCUGCUCCUGUUGAAACACUUUACAGGGCUGUGGACUGUGGGCUUCGUGUUCUGGGUUGUCUGGGCGAUAUGGAUCUAUCCGCUGCUCGUGUCGCCGUUGCGACAUCUGCCUGAACCCUCCAACAACCACUGGCUUCUGGGCCAGGCAAAGAGGAUAUUUGCUGAGCCUUCGGGCGUGCCAAUGCGAGAAUGGGUGGCCGAGAUCCCCAACGAUGGCAUCAUCCGCUACCGCGGCCUGUUGAACCAGGAGCGGAUCCUCGUCUGCUCACCCAAAGCGUUGGCUGAGGUGCUGGUCACCAACAACUACGCCUUUGCGAAGCCGAGUUACUUGCAGCAAUCCAUCGGGCGCAUCCUUGGAAUAGGUGUGCUGUUCGCCGAGGGCGAUGAGCACAAGAUGCAGCGCCGCAGCUUGACGCCUGCGUUUGCCUUCCGUCAUAUCAAGGACAUGUAUCCCAUCUUUUGGCGCAAAGCUAAAGAGGUGACCCAGGCUAUGACGACAGAGCUUGGGGGCCGGGACGAGGUCGAGCUUGAAGUGUCCAGCUGGGCAUCGCGGGCGACGCUCGAUAUCAUCGGCGUCGCUGGCAUGGGGCGAGACUUUGGUGCUAUCCAAGACCCGGAGAGCGUGCUCGCCAGGACUUACAGGAAGAUCAUCAAGCCUUCCCGCGCGGCCCAGAUCCUGGGUCUCAUUUCCAUGUUUAUACCGCUGCAAAUAGUCACCAAGCUGCCAUUCCGCCGGAACCAAACCAUCAACGCAGCAGCGGGCGAGAUCCGAGCGGUGUGCCGAGACCUGAUUCGGGAGAAGAAGGCCAAGUUGGCCAACAAGGAGCAGCCAGAUAUUGACAUCCUCUCGGUGGCCAUUGAGAGCGGCGGCUUCACGGAUGAGAACUUGGUUGAUCAGCUCAUGACGUUUCUCGCUGCGGGGCAUGAAACGACGGCAUCAGCCAUGACCUGGGCGAUUUAUAUGCUGUCUCGAUACCCCGAGGUUCAGAGCCGGCUGCGGGAAGAGGUGCGAGAGCGCUUACCAUCCGUAGAUUCGGAUGCCGACAUCACCAGCCUCGACAUUGAUCGCAUGCCGUACCUCAAUGCCGUGUGCAGCGAGGUUCUCCGUUACUACAGCCCCGUGCCGUUGACGAUGCGUGACGCCGCUCACGACACAACGAUUCUGGGUCAUCCAGUGCGGCAAGGUACUCGUAUCGUCAUUGUGCCCUGGGCGACUCACUUUGAUCAGCACCUUUGGGGUCCGGACGCGGACCGUUUCGACCCGGAGCGGUGGCUCCCCUCCGGCCCCGAGGGUGGAGCCGCAGACCGGAAGGCCGCCAGCGGGGGCGCGACCAGCAACUACGCGUUCCUGCCGUUCCUGCACGGGCCCCGGAGCUGUAUCGGGCAGAGCUUCGCCAAGGCCGAGUUCGCCGCCCUCCUCGCGGCGUGGGUCGGCCGGUUCGAGUUUGCGCUGGCGAACCCGGAGGAGGCGGACGAGAGCAAGGUGGAAAUCCGGGGCGGUGUAACGGCCCGGCCCGCCAAGGGCAUGCAUGUCAAGGUUAAGGUUGUGGGCGGGUUUUGA